This is a messenger RNA of Penicillium argentinense, 2160 nucleotides long. Its product is annotated as transient receptor potential ion channel family protein. Gene Ontology annotation, biological process: fungal-type cell wall biogenesis; transmembrane transport. The transcript is spliced from 2 exons. NCBI's taxonomy places the organism in Eukaryota, Fungi, Ascomycota, Eurotiomycetes, Eurotiales, Aspergillaceae. The record is from RefSeq and is a predicted model, not a curated record. The coding region runs from base 1 to 2160 and encodes 719 amino acids.
AUGAGGACGCUCAUCUGGGCCGUGCUGGGCCUGGGUGUUGUGCCCCAGGCCUUGGCUGCCGAUACAUUGAGCACCAAAGGAUUCAACUUGUGCAUGACGGACUCUGACAUCAAAGUCCAAAAUCUCGAUGUCUCCUACACUCGCUCGACCAAUGAGGUUGUCUUCGACGUGGCUGGUACCAACGCGAAGAAACAAAAAGUGAUCGCAACCCUCACGGUCACUGCCUAUGGCAACGAACUUUACUCGAAAACCUUUGACCCUUGUGGAUCGGAGAUCCAUGUGGACCAGCUGUGUCCUGUUCCCGCAGGAACCUUCUCGGCCUCCGGCAGCUAUAAUAUUCCCGACAACUACGCUAGUCAAAUCCCUGCGAUCGCUUUCAACAUCCCGGAUUUGGAUGGCCAGGCGAAGAUGACCCUGAAGGGUGAGGAUGGCAACAAUGUCGCCUGUGUGGAGUCUGAACUGUCCAAUGGGAAGUCCACCAGCGUUAAGGGUGUUGCGUGGGCAUCGGCCGGUAUUGCGGCCGGUGCUUUGGCCCUCAGCGGGCUUUCUGCUGUUGGUGCUGCAGGUCACCCGGGUGCAUCUUCCUCCAGUCCUGGUUUUGGUGAUGUGAUGGGCUGGUUCCAUUCCAUGGCCACUAAUGGCAUGCUGAGUGUUAGUUACCCGACCGUCUACAGCAGUUUUACGAAGAACUUUGCCUGGAGUACCGGUCUGAUCUCAUGGGAUAAUAUGCAACAUUCGAUCGAUGAUUUCCGCAAAGCCACCGGAGGAAACUUAACUCAGAACAGCUACACCUACCUAUACGACGUUUCUUCCUCCACGACUUCAUCGUCGAACUCCACAACGACAAAGCGUGGCUUGGAUAUGGUGCUUCGCGUGGGUGGUGACCUGCUGGUUCGAUCGGUCGAGACCUCUCAGUCCGACUCGACCAACAGCUCAAGCAGCAGCAGCAGCAACAGUGGAGACAUUAGCUGGGAUGACUUGACGUCCGUCAAGGGCUUGGAGAAGGUUGGCAACGAACUCAUGAUUCCGUCCGCCAAUAUCUUCAUGACCGUUCUUUUGAUAUUCGCCAUCGUCGUUGCCGUCGUCGUUGUCGGCAUCCUUCUUGUGAAGGUGAUUUUGGAAAUUUGGGCGCUCUAUGGCAAUUUCCCCGCGAAGCUGGCCACUUUCCGCAAAGACUACUGGGGUCUGAUGGCCCGCACCAUCACCAACAUGAUUCUUGUCCUGUACAGCAUUUGGGUCCUGUACUGUGUUUACCAGCUGAAAAACGGUGACUCUUGGGCGGCCAAACUUUUGGCUGCUGUUACCUUGGCAGUCUUCACAGCAGUCCUUGCUUUUUUCGCAUGGCGAAUUAUCCAUAUGGCCCGCAAGUAUAAGAAGGCCGAGGGUGACACUGCUGCCCUGUACGAUAACAAGGAGACCUGGCGCAAGUACAGUCUCUUCUACGAUAACUAUAAGAAGGAUUUCUGGUGGUUGUUUGUGCCAAUUAUCGUGUACUCGCUGGCCAAGGGCUGUAUCAUCGCUGGAGCCCAGGGUCAUGGUCUGGCACAAAGCGCUGGUCAACUCGUCGUUGAAGCUCUUCUGUUGAUCCUUCUGCUGUGGAACCGUCCCUACGUCACCAAGUCGUCCAUGGGAAUCAACAUGACCAUUCAAAUCGUGCGCGUGCUGUCCGUUGCCUGUGUGCUGGUGUUUGUCGAAGAGUUGGGUCUCUCCCAGACUACCAAGACUGUCACCGGUAUCGUGCUGAUUGUGAUCCAGUCCACUCUGACUGGUGUCCUCGCAAUUCUCAUUGCAGUCAACGCUAUCAUCAUGUGCAUCCGCGAGAACCCCCAUGCUAAGAGGAGGAAGGAAGCUGAGAAGGCUGACCGUGAUCUCGACGACCUCACUCCUUUGGAUGCACGAGAAUCUCUCCUCAUCGACCACCCGCCGAAGAGGGACUACAACGAGGUCAACAAGUUCAACUUUACCGGUCCCUAUGAGCCAUACCGCGAUCAACCUUACAACCGGCCUGGUUCAAACGGCAGCAGGGAAAACCUGGUUUACGCCGACUACGGCGUGGCUCAUGACCGAAGCUCCAGCCAACAAUCCCGACACAGUGGUCGACGUAGCCCUUCACUUGAAGGACGCCACCCCACUACCGCCGGCUAUGGCAUGGCGUACUGA